Messenger RNA from Symbiodinium sp. CCMP2592, 1101 nucleotides. The record is from the annotation of a GenBank genome assembly. Lineage: Eukaryota; Dinophyceae; Suessiales; Symbiodiniaceae.
AUGCGGCUGGCAGAGAGGCCAGGCCCACCGCGCGGGGCCGCAAAGGUGGUCCCUCGCCAGUCGACGCGGCAGUCAGCAGCUGCGGUAAAGGAUUGGAAUGUUCUGAUCACCGCCCGUGGCCGACGCAACGGCUGGGAGGCGGCACUGGCCGCCGCCACAGACAUGCAAAGGCACGGCUUGGCGUGGGAUCACUUCACCUUCGGUGGCCUCAUCGCAGCAUGUUCCAAGAGUAAAGCCCUAGGACCGGCCAUGGCUUUAUUGGAGGAGAUGCCAAAGCAGCAGCUGCGGCCAAACGCCUUUUGCGUUGGUGCGGCUGCAAGUGCAUGCGUCCGCCAGCAGCUUUGGUCGCAGGCAUUGCGCCUCUUGCGUGACUCUCGUGAAGCGAAGAUCUCGCCCACCACCGUGACCUAUGGAACAGCCGCCGGGGCUUACGCCGUGGAAGGGCACUGGGAGUCUGCCUUGGACUGUUUCGCCGAGUCGGCGGCUCUUGGCAUAGCCAGGAGCGUGAUCUUGGCGAACAGCGUAAUGCGUGCCUGUGAGCGCGCCAGUCAGUGGACACUUGCGCUGUGGCUGUUGCGGGAGGCGAUGCCCGCCGAGCAGCCACCCAUGGAGCCGGAUGCAGUCAGCUUUAGCUGCGCCAUGCACGCUUGCGUGAAAUCCGCGCAAUGGGACCUGGCACUGGAACUCUUCGAUGACUUUCCUGGAGGAGGACCUGAGAACCUCAAUGCUUCAAUGGCGGCCAUGACCGCCUUCGGUCUGGGCUCAUCUUGGGGCAAAGCCUUAGAGCUGGCGGACACACUCCGCCGUGGUGGGAGCCUUGACCCCUUGGCAGCAGGAGUUGCAGCCGGGGCUUGCGAGCGUGGGACAGCCUGGAUUCAGGCGCUGGCGAUUCUGCAGGAUCUACUGCAAAAAAGUUUGCAGCCUACCUUACCAGGGCUCCAGGCGACUCUGAAUGCUUGCUACGCAGGCGGCGCGCGGAGGCACACGGCCUCCCUCUUGGAGAAGGUAAGUCGCGAGGAGUUCAAGGGGAGUGCGGAGAAUGCUUCGACUACAGCUCCCGAGGCCAAAGAGCUCGAGCGCGUUGGUGGCACGUUGACCUCA